Molecule: messenger RNA, 4769 nt
Organism: Ictalurus punctatus (channel catfish)
Lineage: Eukaryota; Metazoa; Chordata; Actinopteri; Siluriformes; Ictaluridae
Gene: ubqln4
Product: ubiquilin 4
Exons: 11
Coding region: 34-1863 (609 amino acids)
Biological process (GO): ubiquitin-dependent protein catabolic process
Cellular component (GO): cytosol
Molecular function (GO): polyubiquitin modification-dependent protein binding
Source: RefSeq, a predicted model, not a curated record
UUUGGUGAUGUAAUGAAGUAAAAGAGGAGUAAAAUGGCGGAGAACAGUGGCACAGAUCCUGCCGUGGACAGGAACGCCGAGGAAAACGCUGCCACCAGCGGGACCAUUAUAAUGGUUACUGUCAAAACACCUAAGGAUAAGGAGGAAAUAGCGAUCUCGGAAGACGCGUCUGUUGCACAGUUCAAAGAAGAAAUCUCCAAAAGGUUCAAGGCAAAGCAGGACCAGUUAGUCUUGAUCUUUGCCGGCAAAAUCCUGAAAGAUGGCGACACACUCACUCAACAUGGCAUAAAGGAUGGCCUCACCGUUCACCUUGUCAUCAAAACUGCACAAAAGGCCACAGGCGGAGGUUCCACAGCUGCUUCGUCCAGCUCUGUAGCGUCGCAGGUCAGCAGCGGCACCACAGCCACGGCGAACACUAGUCCAGCUGGAAACCUGGGCACAUCACAGGGCACCGCAACAUCGCCGGCUCCCUCGCAGCCAUCCAACAUAUUCACUGGCUUCGGUGACCUGUCCAGUCUGUCUAACCUGGGCAUGGGCUCGGCCAACUUCAUGGAGCUCCAGCAGCAGAUGCAGCGGCAGCUCAUGUCCAACCCCGAGAUGCUCUCGCAGAUCAUGGAGAACCCACUGGUUCAGAACAUGAUGUCCAACCCCGACCUGAUGAGGCAGAUGAUCAUGGCCAAUCCGCAGAUGCAGCAGCUGAUGGAGCGAAACCCAGAGAUUUCACACAUGCUCAAUAACCCUGAGCUGAUGAGACAGACGAUGGAGUUGGCGAGGAACCCUGCCAUGAUGCAAGAGAUGAUGCGUAACCAGGACCGGGCGCUUAGCAACCUAGAGAGCAUCCCCGGGGGAUACAACGCUCUCCGGAGGAUGUACACAGACAUCCAGGAGCCCAUGUUUAGCGCCGCACGCGAGCAGUUUGGAAACAAUCCCUUCUCAGCCUUAGGUGGGAACACAGAGAACUCGGGGGUCCAGCCCUCCAGGACGGAGAACCGUGAGCCACUGCCAAAUCCAUGGGGACCGCCUGAGACCACUUCUACUGGGACUGCCACCACCAGCACCUCUACUGCAAGCUCCACCACCCCCAGUGUGUCCAAUCCCCUGGGCAUCAACUCUGCCAGCUUGGGCUCUGGCAUGUUCAACAGCCCGGGCAUGCAGAGCCUGAUGCAGCAGAUCUCCGAGAAUCCUCAGCUGAUGCAGAACAUGCUCUCCGCUCCCUACAUGCGCAGCAUGAUGCAGUCUCUGGCGCAGAACCCUGAUGUCGCCUCACAGGUGUUGAUGAACAACCCUCUUUUUGCUGGAAACCCCCAGCUGCAGGAGCAGAUGAGACAUCAGUUGCCAGUAUUUCUACAGCAGAUGCAGAACCCUGAAGCCCUCUCUGUGAUGACAAACCCACGGGCCAUGCAGGCUCUGAUGCAGAUCCAGCAAGGCCUCCAGACCCUCCAGACCGAAGCUCCUGGACUCAUGCCCAGUCUGAUUACCGGAGGAGUUCCUGGUGGGACCCCCGCAGGUGUUAACGUGACCCCCACAGGGGUUGCAGGGAUCCCCGCAGGGGUUAACGUGACCCCCGCAGGGGUUAAUGUGACUGCUUCCGAGAGUGCUCCUCCACCCCCUACUUCUGGACAGGGCUCCGCCCCUGCCGCCGGACCCAACUCCUCCCAACAGCAGCUCAUGCAACAGAUGUUACAGAUGUUCGCCGGCGGGAGCGCAUCGACCCAGACUCCGGAGGUGCGUUUCCAGCAGCAGCUGGAACAGCUGAGCGCGAUGGGCUUCAUCAACAGAGAGGCCAACCUGCAGGCGCUCAUCGCCACGGGAGGAGACAUCAACGCCGCCAUCGAAAGACUGCUCGGCUCGCAGCCAUCUUAAUCCCCGCACCACCUAAUCACAACCAGAGACAAGUCACAGUCACGAACACAGUCCCGGUCAUCACCUAAUAUCUGACAAAUAGACUGAAUUCCAGUUGCUUCUUCCUUUAACGCGGUUGAUCUGUGAAUCUUAGGAAAUUGGGGUUCUCAAAUUUAUUCCCUUAAAAAAAAAAAAAAAAAUCUCUCGCCGGAAUGACAUCAGGCUAAAACCCGUCAUUCAUUUCUGACUGCGUCCAUUAAUAAAUACAACAGGGCAAUGCUGUGAACCAAGUGUAGGUUAUCAUUCCUUUUAAUUGACACGUACUCACUCGAGGCACUACUUCUUUCUGGUUUUUGGGGAGUAGAAAAGCAUAAAGGUGAUCUUCCAAGUCAGAAGAACUCUCUGUCUUUCAUGAGGAUGGUCAGCUUCCUUAAUCUUAAUUUUUUUUUCCCCCUCUGUCACUCUCUCUCAUUCUCGCUCUCCCCCCUUCUCAUAAAUCACACCUGACUAAACCAGUAUUUAUUGCAAACACCUAGAGAUUACCUUUUACUCCCUUAUCAAUGCUCCAGGAUUCACAAAGCUGCUCAGCUGAGAUUAAUCGAAAUGUAAUCGAUGGAAAUGUCCGAGUGUUUGUCCGAGCCUCACGCAGACGAUUGCUUACUCUUCAGCUGUUUAGAGGGGAAUUAAUUAUUAUUUUUUUUCUUCCUUCUUCGUUUUGAAAGAUGUUCGAUAUCCAGUCAGCUCUUAGACUUUAUGCCUUUUAGGAGCAUUCUGAUUGAUUGAAUUGGUGGUUUUAAAAAAAACAAUUAAGCUUGUGGUUUUGGGGUAAGGUUGUAUAAUAAGGCAUCAAUAAAAAAACAACUAUUUCUCAGCUUACAAGCAACGCUGAAAGCAGACACCGUUUGUUUUGACCAUAUCUUUAUGCUUUGAAAUAGUACUCUAGUGUGUGUGUGUGGGGGGGAGGGGGGGAAGACCCGCAUUGUGCGCCGGAUACAUCAUCUUACAGUUGAUGUAGUGAGUACGCCUGGUAACAGCAUGAACGUGAUGCUUCCCUGUGCGCCGAUCUCAGUGCUAAUCAUCACGAGUCUAAUGGAACUAACAGUUGAGUUUUUGAUGUGAAUUAAAAUGUUUUUUUUUUUUCUUUUUUUGCUGCACGUUCAUAAUCCACUCUUUCAUCUUAUUUGAUUAAUUACAUUGCAAUAAUCUGAACUCAUUCUGGAGUUGGUAUGUUUCUUUAACAAAAAGUUGGCACCAAAUUGACAGCGAUUCUGUUUUAAUAAAUGCAUUUCAAGGCAUGUCUGUAGGGCUGGUAAUGGUGGGUAAUGAGGCAGAUAUGAGGUACUUGAAGGACACCCCCCCCCCCCCCCCCCAAUAAUUUAGUUUUGCUUUCAUAGUACUACACUGUAAAACCAGAUAAGUUCAUGUAACUCAAACUUGUUAUAUUUAAGUGUAUUGGGCUUAAAGAGAUUGAUUCACCAAUUGAGCUAAUUGGUUUCCUCUCAUGUAUUUUUUUUUUUAGUUAAAUGGACUUGUCCGGUUUUACAGUGUAGGAAAACGAAUAACGGACGACCUGUCAGUCGUUACCGUGAGUAAUUAUGCAGUUACUCAUCGUUAUAGAGCUACUAAUAAUAGCUUUGAUUGUCGCUGAAAAGAGCGUGUCUGACCAAAAUAAAAAAUAUAUAUAAAUAUUCAUGUUCUAUCUAAUCAUGAAAAGGUUAAAGGUGUGCAUGGGACUGUUUUAAUUCCACUUCCACCUAUUCCUGCAGCUAUUAUUAUUAUUAUUAUUAUUAUUAUUAUUGGGACGUUGUGUAAUGAACUUAGUCAUAUCGUAGAUGAGGGGCUAAAAUCUUAACGUCUACCAGUAGCUUGAUGAUGAAAUUAUUACGGCUGCGCAAUGCAUUAUAUCAUAUAAUGUUUACGUACCCGUUUUAAAGGCGAAUCGGCAGCCUUUUAGUGCGAUUCCCUCUGAAUACCACAAACGCAGAAGUCGAACUAAAAAUCUGAAGCUGCGCAACGUGCUUAGUCUAUCGACUUUUAGUUGCUAGUUAGGCGGGGACGGAAAAACGAUGAUGGAGUAAUUAAUCCACUUCGUUCCCAUUUAUUAGUAUUUCGCAUGCGCCUUCUCGGGCGCUGCUGCUGAUGUGUGACGGAUGUCUCUGAAUAAUAUCACCCAGAUGAAGACCCAACCUAAGGGGCGUGUCACUCUGUAAUCACCGUCACUGAUAGACUGCACGAAUCUACAGUAUAGGCUGGAAAGACGUCAGCCCCAGCCUCACUUCUCGCUCCUUCACACCAUUCUAUUAUUUAUAUUUAUAUAUAUAAUGACUUGGUAGUGCUGUUGUGCUCAUUUCCACAAAAGUCUACAAGAAUCCACUUUAAAACAUUUCGUAACCGCUAAUUCUACCACAGCGUGGCAAUUCACAAGGUGUGCGUUCAUUUACUCUCAGAGCAUGGCUCGUGCUGUAGUCAGGUUUCUAUGAAUGCACCACUUCUAAAGUAUCAUCUCAUUCAGAGGGGCUUCUACGGCAGACGCUCUAUGUAAAUCUAUAGCGUAUAAUAAACUAUAUAAAUAAUCAAAUGUGGCGUUCAACAAAGAACGGCAUCAUUUUUGAUGUGGAGAGGUUUUCUCUAAUGUGGGGAUGCUUAUGUAACAUUUAUGGAAGGAGUCUCCAGUGUCAGUGCUUCAUUGGGAAGUUUCCCCAUCUUCCAGAGAGAGGAGUUUAUGCUUCUUUUUUUCAGUGUCUCGCUCACAUGAAGAGAUUCUUCUUUUCUUUUCUUUUUUUUUUUUUUCUUUCCUUUUCCGAGUGAGGAAUAAAGAAAUGCUGGUGAGGGAAUGACUGUUUGAAGCGACUAACCUAAGGGAACAACAGGAAAUAAUUUGUCUCGCUGACCUUCCACAACAUUAAAUGUAACUAUGAGCAGAUGAA